AUGGCCACUUACUUUCACACUGAGGAUUCGCAAAUCGAUUUGGUAUCAUCCGAUGAUAUGGAUUCUAGGACUGACGUCUUCAACACAGAUACAGCACCCACACAGACAAGACCUAGCACUUCCCCUGCAGAUGAUGAUACUGGAAAGCAGAAUAGAAUUGGACCUUCUGAAAAGGAAAAUCCAAAAAUUGCCAAUGGAAAACUAUCAAUGUCACCAGAUGAACUGUUGGACAUCAUUAAUACGAUGGUACGAAACUCAACGCCGAUUACUUAUAGUUCCAAUCUUAAUACCACUUCAACAAACGACAGAGAUGCUUUAGUGCAUGGCUCCCCUGUUUUGGCAACUGUCCCGAAUAAUGUUAACAUUGACCAUUACUAUAGCCUAACCCCAGACACUAUCCCUCCUUAUGUCAUUGAACGACUAAAGCAUUUCCCAGACUCCUACGAUCAUGGUGAUCCUUUCACUUCGACAUUCUUAACUCCAAAGAAUAAUAUUGACUGGGGGGACUUUUUACAGACUUUGAAGAUUCCAACAUCAAAUAUCCCGGUAAAAGUAAACAAAAUUCAAGAAAAAAGUAGCUUAAAUCCUCUCAAUAUACCUGUUGGAUACUGCCAUUCAAUCACCUCCUCUUGUAGUAGCACAACAUUUGAGAUGAGUAAACGCAGAAUGGCUGAACAGAUAUUUGAAGAAUACGAUUUAAACCAAAAAUGGGAAGGUCAUAAGAGGUUAAACGAACUCUAUGGUACAGUAGAGAAAAGAGGCGACAAAAAAAAAGACGACCUUAAUGAAGAGAAUAGUACUGGCCAAAGUUCCGAUGGGGGAAGUUCAAGCAGUAAUGACGAAAAGAUCAAUCGGAUCCAACCAAGGAAACUUCGGUACCUUGCACAAAGGGAAGAAGAAAUUAAAAACAGAGCUAGGUAUUGGAUUGCUGAGAAUAAAAAGAACUGGAAACCAAAACUUUUUGAAUCAGUGAAAACAAAUUCAUAUUUCCCAUUAUUUUUUAGGUUAAUUUCAUUAUCGUUAACUACUGUUGCAUUGGGGAUUUCUGCAAAACUUGUAGCGUUGGCACAAGAAUAUGAUGCUACGCAGCAACCAAGCCCUUUAAUGGCAUUAAUUGUUCAAGGUUGUGCAAUAGUUUAUCUUUUGUGUGUUACGUAUGAUGAAUUUACUUCUCAACCAUUAGGGCUCCGGAAUCCAAGAGCCAAAAUAAGGUUAAUUUUACUUGAUUUAUUUUUCAUCAUUUUCUCUUCUGCUAAUUUGUCCCUGUGCUUUGAAUCAAUCUUUGAUAGUCGAUGGGUUUGCGUUGUGGGAUUACCUGGAGAUCCAUUGUACAAUUCGUCGAUGUGCAAAAAGGUGAAAGCACUAACAGCAUUCAUCUUUGUCACUUUGGUUGUCUGGUGUAUCAACUUCACAAUCAGUGUUUUCAGAGUUGUCCACACAGUCACAUAUAUUGGAGAUAAGGCAUAG
Messenger RNA from Pichia kudriavzevii, 1467 nucleotides. RefSeq lists its product as uncharacterized. The coding region runs from base 1 to 1467 and encodes 488 amino acids. The transcript has a single exon. Gene Ontology annotation, cellular component: cell periphery; fungal-type vacuole. The record is from RefSeq and is a predicted model, not a curated record. Gene Ontology annotation, biological process: positive regulation of catalytic activity. Lineage: Eukaryota; Fungi; Ascomycota; Pichiomycetes; Pichiales; Pichiaceae.